AUGGCAAUGGGUGCGCUGCUCGAUAUCAAGCCACCCCAUCUAACAGUGAUGGCAACGGCUUGGAGAGCGGCCAUCCGCCUCCAUCAAGCUGAAGAAUGGUCCCCGGCGAGCGGCGGGCACACCGAGAUCCUCAGAGAUCUGGGUUCGGAGUUAAUUCUGACCCAAGGUGGAGACCGCUGCAAGACGGAGUACCUCUUCAGACGAGAAUAUGAUUUAAUCCUCCCAGAUAGGGAGAAAUGGCUGGAGGACCCAAACGGCAUUCUGACUCCGGGGGGUCUGGUCUGGUUCACAGACGGCUCCAAGACCGGAUCUGGCACCGGAGCCGGGAUUGCGGGGGACAGCCCAAGAGUCGAAAUGACCCUCAAACUGGGCCACCACGUUACAGUCUUCCAAGCAGAAGUUGACAGCCUGGCCGCGCUUAGAGCCCUCCACAAAGUGGAAAUUGGGUCGAAGCUAGUCAAGGACUGUGCACUGACUUUGAGACAGCUAUCUCUGAACAACAGAGUUAAGCUGCUAUGGGUACCAGGUCACGCUGGUAUCCCAGGCAACGAGAGGGCCAACGAACUGGCACGACUGGGGGCGACAAGCUCCCAGCCAUGCCAUGAGUACCCCAUUGGCGUCUCAACCUAUGCGUUGAAAGGCCUAGCUAAGGACUGGUUAAACCAGGAAUUCACCAGGCUCUGGCAUAACGCAAACGGUAUGAGACACACGAGGGCCCUACUUGAGGGACCGUCACAAAAGCUGGGUGACACCUUAACCCACCUGGACAGGGCGCAACUGCGCAUGCUCGUGGGCCUAGUGACAGGACACUGGUACACGAGGAAACACCUCGCGCGCAUGGGACUCACAGAGGAGUCGACAUGCCCGUGGUGCGAGGAGGGGGACGAAACACCUGUCCACGUACUCCUAAGAUGCAGGGAACUAAGGGCCCUUAGAGGAUCAAUCCUGGGGACCUUGGAACCCUCAUCAUUAAGCAUUUCGGCUGACCUGGUGCGGGUGCUUCUAAAUCUUGCAACAGAAGCCCAGCUGCCAAGGUACAGCCAGUAA
This is a messenger RNA of Osmia bicornis bicornis, 1047 nucleotides long. RefSeq lists its product as uncharacterized. The record is from RefSeq and is a predicted model, not a curated record. Bases 1 to 1047 code for a protein of 348 amino acids. Lineage: Eukaryota; Metazoa; Arthropoda; Insecta; Hymenoptera; Megachilidae. The transcript has 2 exons. Gene Ontology annotation, molecular function: RNA-DNA hybrid ribonuclease activity; nucleic acid binding.